Messenger RNA from Harpegnathos saltator (Jerdon's jumping ant), 2254 nucleotides. Its product is annotated as glutamyl aminopeptidase. Gene Ontology annotation, biological process: proteolysis; peptide catabolic process. NCBI's taxonomy places the organism in Eukaryota, Metazoa, Arthropoda, Insecta, Hymenoptera, Formicidae. Gene Ontology annotation, molecular function: zinc ion binding; metalloaminopeptidase activity; peptide binding. The record is from RefSeq and is a predicted model, not a curated record. The coding region runs from base 665 to 2173 and encodes 502 amino acids. Gene Ontology annotation, cellular component: cytoplasm; membrane. The transcript has 9 exons.
AGGAUGAGAGAGAACAUUAUCGACUAAGCCUUAAAAUCGCGAGACUCUUUGAGAGACACACAAUACAGCCCGAGACUUUUGAUCUACGAGCGAGACGCGUUUGCUUAAAGGCAAAACACACGCUAGAGGAUACCGUAUGUAUAGAACAGUACAAAGGUAUUGUACGAUCAGACGGACAAACGAACAGACGGAGCAGACGGAGGAACGGUAAGCGCCAUGCUCUCGCUGCUACGUGAAGCGUGAGCAGGAGGAAGGAAAAUAGAGAUAGGAGGAAAAGGAAGCGCAACCGCGGAGGAUAUCACUUGUUGCUAGAGUUACUACGACGAUACUUCAUGAGAAAUCCAGACGUUUGUAAUCUAAGCCACAUCGCAAGCCGCAUGCAUACGGACGCACGUACGCAUUACUGAUUUCUUGACAAGUUUUGAUGAUUUUUCUCGAAAGUCUCCGGCAUUUCAUGCAGCCAGUAAAAUUGCAAAAUCAGUUGGAUACUGAUGAAAAGCAAAGAACGCGAGAGGAUCUACCACGUAAAUGGUAAAACGUUCCCAAAGACAUAAUUUAUUCCGAAAAAUAUUUGAAUAUAAAGAUUUCCGGCGAUUCACAAUUAACAGACCUCUAUGCAAGCCAAAUCAUUCAGCAAACUUUCCACUUUGAAACUAACUGUCGCAUGAAAUCUCUUCGUGAAUUCGAUAUACGGCUUUCGGAUGAAAUCGAUAUUGAGCUCUGUUCUCGUUGGUAUUAUAAUAAAGGAUAUGCUCUUUUACGCAUGAUAGAACAUAUGAUCACGCGGGCUGAGUUUCAACAUGCUGUCAGAAAAUAUUUAGACAAAUUUAAAUAUCGUUCUGUCACCCUUAAUGAUUUCUGGACCAUGUUACAACUUUUUUUUGAUUUUGGAAAAGAUAGUAUAUAUAUAUAUAAAGAGAUGAGUAUAGAGGAUAUUUUGGAGACGUGGUUAACUGAGAGAUAUUAUCCUAUCGUGGACGUCCUUCACGUUCCUCAGAAGAAUGUAUUGCUAUAUACUGUCACUAGAAUUGACAGUACGAUGCAAUACACUUGGGAAAUACCAAUAACAUGCGAAAUAUAUGCUGAAGAGAAUAUGUAUCGUUCUAACUGCAGUAAUUUGAUACUUAAUGCUUUUGGAAAUAUUAAAUUAUUAGACAGUUUUGAUUUUGUUCUAUUUAAUGUAAAACAGGCUGGGUAUUAUCGUGUUAAUUACGAUGAAAGAACUUGGUUGCGAAUCAUAAAAUUCUUAAACGGUGAAACAUAUCAUGAAAUGCAUGCCCUCAAUCGUGCGCGAUUAAUUGAUGAUGCAUAUUAUCUUAUGACAAAUGGCUUCAUAGUAUCCCCUAUAUUUUGGCAAAUCAUAAAACAUCUACAGUUUGACAAAAAUUAUAUAGCCUGGUAUACAAUAUUUAAUAUUCUAUCCAACGUAUGGCCCGUUUUGAAUCAUCCGAACACAAUAUAUAUGAAGAACAUUUUCAUUGAUAUGUUGAACGGCAUACUUCAAGAGCUGGAAUUCGUAGAAAAAGAUGAUGACGACAAUAUGUCUAAAGCAUUGAGACUAUUAGCAGCAAGAUGGGCUUGCAAGUUAGGACAUAUACAGUGUCGAGUAACUGCCAUGUCAAGUUUGCUUUCCAAUUUGACCGAUCCUAAAUUCAAAUUUCAACCAUGGUGGAAAGAUUGGAUAUAUUGUGCCGGUAUGAUGAUGGGAACCGAAAGUAUGUCGAAUCGGCUGUUUGAAAUAUAUAAUAAUACCAAAGAUGUAAAUUAUAAGAAGUACCUCUGUUGCGCGGAAGAUAUAGAGAUUCUUAUGCAGAAUGUAGCUAAUUUAUGGUCAUUCACACCAACGCAAGACGAGCGGAUGCACCUUAAUCGCAUUAUUACCAAGAAACUUGGUGUUGUGGAAUACAUCAUAGAGAAUUAUUUCGAAAUACAUCAUUCUUGGUGGAAUGACACUUCUUUAUACCUAAACUUAAUAGGUGAUAUGAUGAUGAAUGUAUAUUUUAACGAUGAUUUCGAGAAGAUUGUGAACUUUGCAGAACAAUUGACCUAUGUAAACGAAUCACGUCUAAUAAUGUCAGAGAUAUUUAUAUUAAAACAUGGUCAAAAGCAAAGAAUUCGCAAAAUGGAAGAUACGUUUCAGUUACGAGCUUUGAAUAAUGAAGGAAACGUAUAAUUUCUCAACAAGUGGGUUUAUAAGAUGUGAUUCAAGAAUUCAAGUAACUAGUGGUCAAAUUAAAAGCUAUUAUAACUUAUG